This is a messenger RNA of Folsomia candida, 1306 nucleotides long. RefSeq lists its product as uncharacterized. The record is from RefSeq and is a predicted model, not a curated record. Bases 259 to 960 code for a protein of 233 amino acids. The transcript is spliced from 2 exons. NCBI's taxonomy places the organism in Eukaryota, Metazoa, Arthropoda, Collembola, Entomobryomorpha, Isotomidae.
UUUCCCGACCCACUUUCACUGCUUUCACCACUUUCACUCAGCUGGUUGUCACGGUGCCCGUAUUAUUAUCUCGCACGUCAAGAACAGUAUCUAAAACCACCCAAAUUCAUCUUCUCCACAAGUUUUGAACAUCCAUUGUCUUUCCAAAUACAUAGAUACGAGUCACAAAUUUCAUAACAUAAUUUUUUAUUACAUUUCAUACCUAAAAUAAUUUUUUACCCUUCAAUAAUGUAAUUUUUUGACCCAAUUUCCCCAAAAAUGCAAGCAUUUGACCGAAGAACGGUCGACUUCACGUGUAAACAGAGCCAGGCUUACUACCGCUUAGUAAUACUUUUCAUCCUCGUCACCGGCUUUGUAGUUCUGUUACCAAUCUUGUUUCGUGUAAUUUUGCUGUGCGAGAAGAGCAGCCACUUUGUGAAUAAUUUAGUCGACAAGUACGAAUGGGGGAAGGAUGACGGGUGGGAAAGGAAUGUGACCUUUGACACGUUACGGGACGCCGGAUUUACUGCAGAGGUCAUCUUCCUCCAGGACAAGGUUGUGACACCAUUCAUAAAUCGUGACGCCGCUGGUCUGGUGCUGCAUGGCGAUUUAAAAAAUGCGAAACUUUUCGCAACCGCGAUUUGGAAUGAGAUCCGCCUUCAGGGUGAAAGUAUUUUUGACGAGGUGGCAGUUUUCCGAAAAACUGAGACCUGCAUUAACCCAAGUGCAGAAGCUGUGAAAAACUACAUCGAGUGGCUGUUCACCGUGGGUGUGGAAAAUCAACCGGCGCUAAUUUACUUGAACGAAGUCAACACCCUGUUUGACUUUGGGUACUCGUACCAAAUUGAAAACGCUUUCCUCCACGGACUCGACAAGCUGAGAUAUGAGGGAGUCCUCGUCCUCGUCAGUGUUCACAUUUUGGAGGACAAAUAUACAGAACGGGCAGGAUUUAAGAACACUCUACGUGUUCCGAAACUGUAAUUUUCAUUUCGGGACAGAAUGAUCAUCCGAAAGCUUAAUGGGAACAUUUAGGCGAACUGGAAUACUUACUCGAAAGAAUGUUGACCUCGACAUGAUAAAACGGAACGAUUGACAGCUUGUGUAGUAAAAAUGGGAAGCAGCAGGUUAACAAAGAAAAUAGAAACAGGUCAACCAGUUAGCCACCAAAGAAUUUUGAAUAUGUGUACAUGUGCUUCAUCCAACAUGAUUUUUCUUACGACAAAAGACCAAGUCCUAAAAAUUCGAGCUUUUGCAAAUUUUCAAUAUUCCCGUAAACAUUGUAAUCCGUCAUGUCUAGAGGAAUUGAUAUGUUUAAAUGGAAAUUUAA